CAUCCGAAAUCGAAUUUACCCUCCCUAAUACUUGGUAAUCUUAGCUCCCUAUUUCUCUCGUUCGCCGAUCCAUGUGUUCGAAAUCCACCCUCUUUUUAUUCGCGGACUUAUUCGCCUUGUGCACCGCGUAAUUACUUAUUAUUUAAAUAUCGCUUGUGUUAGUAGGGGCUUAUCAACAUUGACAGACUAUCGACGUAAUUUACUAGUUAGAGGAGAAGCGAAUUAUUGUCUCGGAUCUUUAUGCGUUAAGAAUUAUUUGACGAGGCGAUGAGUACAAGUACGUUUUGAGUUGUCACUUUUCUGAAUUUAGUUAUUUUCUCGAUGGUGGCGGAUAAUUGAUAUUUGACAGCAAUGGUUUUUACGUUAUUACAAAGUUUCGUAUGCGUGGGCCUACGAAUGCCGUGGUAGUGUAUGUGAUGGAAUUGCCGGGACGCCGAAGAAUCUGAAUUUUCAUUGUUAUUAUUUAUUGCUCGAAGAUUUUGUCAGUAAUGAAGAAUUAUCGUUGUCGUUGAAUAUAGCCCUUAGCUGUCUAUCAAUAAUGAGAGAAAGUUUAAAACUUGAUUAUAAAAGGUUAUGGAACGAAAAGUCUUAAGCCACUAUACAAGGCCAUCACUACUUGGCCUAAGAGAGAAUAUUUAAAAAUUCUUUACAAAAUUGAUUAAAUCCACUUCGUUAAUAUCUGCACCAAGAUGCACGUCACAUACGAAUAUCAAAUGUAUUAUGCGGUAUUCGAUAUUUAAAUGUUAAGUAAAUAUAAAAUUAUUUAAACAAUACGAAAAGUAUGAAAGCUUAUGACAAAAAUUGUAAAUAGAUUGAUACACAUGUACAAACUUUUUUUUAUUGCAAGAAUGCGACUGAAAUUAGCAAAAUCAUUGCUUAUUCUUGUAUUACUUGGCAACACUAUUAUUUGGUAUAAGAUAUGGAAGCUGUUCGCAGUCGAUCAGUCCCAGUCUUUGUCGGAGACUGGAACAACGUUGGAUGUUCCGCAGAAGCUUCAUCGUCGACUAGCUCGUUUAGUCAGUGUGGUCGUACGACAAUUUGAAAGCUUUGAAAAUGAUGUAGCCACAACCGUUAAGUUUAUUUUAAAUUCAUUCCCUACCAUGACCAUAAUCAUUGUUUGCGAUGAAUUUUUAUAUCCACCAUUGGAAUUAGAUUUUACAAACGAGAGCUUGAGGAAUGUUCAUCUUGUAAAUUUGCAGCCAAGUUUCAAUAAAUCAUCGGAUGAACGUAAUCCGUUAACUUAUGUUCAUACCAAGUUUGUUUUGUUUUUGCCAGACGCGACAAGAUUAAUUACCAAACAAACGCUGCAGGAGGCAAUAAAUCAGGCAUCAAAAUUAGGAGUCGUUUCUGUCCCCGUAGGUAAAAAUUCUUUAAAUUGCCUUGGCGUUAAAUUGAACAUUAAGGAAUGGAGUAUGCAAGUCGCAAAGGCAAGUGGGACAGAAUGCGACGCGGUGUUAGGAAAACAUGUUACCAUUAUGGAUGUUAAAUUAUUAAAAAAACUAUCAGAUCCAUUUUUAUUGCCAUUUACGGAUGCUCUUUAUCUGCAAAUGACGUCACUUGGCAUUAAGGUAAACAUUUUGAAAAAUUUUCACUUUAAUGAGGGGAAACCUUUAUACCGCAGUCAGCAAGCACAAUGGAAAUUACAGCAACUCCAUCGAACUAGAGAACGUGUAAUGUACGAAAAGCUUGGAAUUAAAAAGGUGGUUCGAGCGUCUAGUAACACAGAAUGGUAUGGCUGUUCAAGGGAAACCAAUCAUUGCUUUGGAUCUGUAGUGAAUGGCAUCCCAUCGUAUCUUUACCAAAAUCGUUACACUCCGCCGUGUUGUCUUGCUGGUUUAAAGAAAGUCGCUCAUCAUGUAUUCGAUAAAUUAGAAGAAGUAGGUAUUCGAUACUGGCUCGAAGCUGGUUCGUUGUUGGGUGCUAUGCACAAUGGAGAUAUCCUACCAUGGGAUCACGAGGUCGUGGUUGGUGUAAAUCGUGAUGAUUUAAAUAGGUCGCCAUGGCUAACCAAAGCUAAGAAUAAGGCUGUAGUGGAUAAUCAUGGCUUUGUAUGGGAGAAAGCCACAGAGGGAGAAUUUUUCAAAGUUCAGUACUCAAAAGUCAACAGACUACAUGUGAAUCUAUUACCAUUUUAUGCAAGAAAUGGAACCAUGACAAGGGACUCGUGGUUCUUGCGGAAUAAGGAUUUUCCAGAACAGUUUUUGCAUCCAAUGUCAAGUAUUGAUUUUGCUGGUAGGCAAGUGCCAAGUCCCAAUAACAUAAGAGACUUUUUAGAGAUUAAGUAUUAUAAAGGUGUGAUAGAGAAUCCGGAAUUGCCGGGGAAGAUUUCUCUUGAUUGAGGAAAUGUUAUAUCGAGUUGUAAUAAAUAAACAUAGUUUAUUAUUUCUGUUAUUUUUUGGCUAUGGUACGUCCUUGUUGGUAAUGGAAUGGUACUAAUUCAAAAGAUAAAGUGAAGCAGCAGAAUUUAUUUUUCAAGGGUACCUCAAAGCGAUAAAUAUUGCGAAAAACAUGCAGGGAGUAUUUUAUUGUGUAUUAAAAAUUUUUUUUUAUUAAAAUUGUUUAUCUUAUUGAAACGAG
Messenger RNA from Ceratosolen solmsi marchali, 2577 nucleotides. Its product is annotated as fukutin-related protein. The transcript is spliced from 3 exons. NCBI's taxonomy places the organism in Eukaryota, Metazoa, Arthropoda, Insecta, Hymenoptera, Agaonidae. Gene Ontology annotation, biological process: protein O-linked glycosylation via mannose. Gene Ontology annotation, cellular component: Golgi apparatus. The coding region runs from base 792 to 2339 and encodes 515 amino acids. The record is from RefSeq and is a predicted model, not a curated record.